AUCAAAAACGUUUGCACAGUGAAAGGUCAGUAGACUUGGAAAAGUAACUCUGUAGACACAAGGCUUCUGCCACAAGACCUUAGUUUAUUUAAAGGGAUAUUUGUUCAAGCAGAUCAAAAGGAGGACUUGGAUUUCUAACUGCAACAGAGAUGAAAUUUUUUGCAAAAGCAGCAAUUUUUUUUGCAUUGGGCUUAUUUGUACAGGGUUACACAAGAGAAGGAAGACUAGUAGGAGAGGACCCCAAGGUUGGAAAGUGUGCCCUAGUCUACAAAACCUUUCUCCCAGAAAGACCAUGUCAUAAUGAUGGACACUGCCCUGGACAAGACAAAUGUUGUAGCUUUGGCACUAGAUCUUUCUGUGCUCCUCCAGUUAUACCUAACCCAGCUUGUCCAAACACAGAUGGAAGAAUUGGUCCAUGUGUUGAAAACUGUUUCAGUGACAGUGACUGCCCAACUGGCAAGAUAUGCUGCUCCAAUGGAUGCGGGCACACAUGCAUUAGAACAGCUAACCCAGCUUGUCCAAAUACGGAAGGAAGAGUUGGUCCAUGUGUUCAACUCUGUUCCAGUGACAAUGAUUGUCCAACUGGUGAAAUAUGCUGCUCCAAUGGAUGUGGGCACACAUGCAUUAGGACAGUAGGACAGGACCCCAAAGUUGGAAAGUGCCCCCUAGUCUACCAAACCUUUCUCCCAGCAAGACCAUGUCGGAAUGAUGAACACUGCCCUGGACAGGAAAAAUGUUGCAGCUUUGGCAGUGGAUCUCUCUGUGCUCCUCCAAUUAUAACUAACCCAGCUUGUCCAAAUACAGAAGGAAGAGUUGGUCCAUGUGUUCAACUCUGUUCCAGUGACAAUGAUUGUCCAACUGGUGAAAUAUGCUGCUCCAAUGGAUGUGGGCACACAUGCAUUAGGACAGUAGGACAGGAUCCCAAAAUUGGAAAGUGCCCCCUAGUCUUCCAAACCCUUCUCCCAGGAAGACCAUGUCAGAAUGAUGGACACUGCCCUGGACAGGAAAAAUGUUGUAGCUUUGCCAGUGGAUCUGUCUGUGCUCCUCCAAUCAUAGCUAACCCAGCUUGUCCAAACACAGAUGGAAAAGUUGGUCCAUGUGUUCAACUCUGUUCCAGUGACAAUGAUUGCCAAUCUGGGGAAAUAUGCUGCUCCAAUGGAUGUGGGCACACAUGCAUUAGAACAGUAGGACAGGAUCCCAAAAUUGGAAAGUGCCCCCUAGUCUUCCAAACCCUUCUCCCAGGAAGACCAUGUCAGAAUGAUGGACACUGCCCUGGACAGGAAAAAUGUUGUAGCUAUGCCAGUGGAUCUGUCUGUGCUCCUCCAAUCAUAACUAACCCAGCUUGUCCAAACACAGAUGGAAAAGUUGGUCCAUGUGUUCAACUCUGUUCCAGUGACAAUGAUUGCCCAACUGGUGAAAUAUGCUGCUCCAAUGGAUGUGGGCACACUUGCAUUAGAGCAGUUGGAGAGGACCCUAAAGUUGGAAAGUGCCCCUUAGUCCACCAAACCUUUCUCCCAGCAAGACCAUGUUUGAACGAUGGACACUGCCCUGGACAGGAAAAAUGUUGUAGGUUUGCCGGUGGAUCUGCCUGUGCUCCUCCAAUUAUAACUAAUCCAGCUUGUCCAAACACAGAUGGAAAAGUUGGUGCAUGUGUUGAACUCUGUUCCAGUGACAGUGACUGCCCAACUGGCGAAAUAUGCUGCUCCAAUGGAUGCGGGCACACAUGCAUUAGAACAGGAGGACAGGACCCCAAAGUUGGAAAUUGCCCCCUAGUCUUCCAAACCCUUCUCCCAGCAAGACCAUGUCUUAAUGAUGGACACUGCCCUGGACAGGAAAAAUGUUGUAGCUAUGCCAGUGGAUCUGUCUGUGCUCCUCCACUUAUAACUAAUCCAGCUUGUCCAAACACUGAUGGAAAAAUUGGUCCAUGUGUUGAACUCUGUUCCAGUGACAGUGACUGCCCAUCUGGUGGGAUAUGCUGCUCCAAUGGAUGCGGGCGGACAUGCAUUAGAAUAGGAGAGGACCCCAAAGUUGGAAAGUGCCCCCUUGUCUUCCAAACCCUUCUCCCAGCAAGACCCUGUCAGAAUGAUGGACACUGUCCUGGACAGGAAAAAUGUUGUAGUUUUGCCAGUGGAUCUGCCUGUGCUCCUCCAAUUAUAACUAACCCAGCUUGCCCAAACACAGAUGGAAAAAUUGGUCCAUGCGUUGAACUCUGUUCCAGUGACUUUGACUGCCCAGCUGGUGAGAUAUGCUGCUCCAAUGGAUGUGGGCGGAUGUGCAUUAGUACAGAGAAACCAGGAAGCUGCAGUCCUCCAUGGAUGUUUUCUUGGUGUUAUAACUCCUGCCUCCGUGACAGCGAUUGCUCAGAAAACCAGAAGUGCUGUCCCACUUUUUGGGGCUUAUUCUGCCAAGAGCCAUACAACCCUGCCAUAUGAAUAAUUGCCUUGAUUAAAUAGUCUAACAAUUGAA
Cyprinodon tularosa is the source of this 2466-nucleotide messenger RNA. Its product is annotated as tenascin-like. Gene Ontology annotation, cellular component: extracellular region. Gene Ontology annotation, biological process: antibacterial humoral response; innate immune response. The transcript has 17 exons. The record is from RefSeq and is a predicted model, not a curated record. Bases 150 to 2432 code for a protein of 760 amino acids. Gene Ontology annotation, molecular function: peptidase inhibitor activity. NCBI's taxonomy places the organism in Eukaryota, Metazoa, Chordata, Actinopteri, Cyprinodontiformes, Cyprinodontidae.